Messenger RNA from Lindgomyces ingoldianus, 2536 nucleotides. RefSeq lists its product as uncharacterized. The record is from RefSeq and is a predicted model, not a curated record. NCBI's taxonomy places the organism in Eukaryota, Fungi, Ascomycota, Dothideomycetes, Pleosporales, Lindgomycetaceae. The coding region runs from base 188 to 2413 and encodes 741 amino acids. The transcript is spliced from 2 exons.
CGUUACGCCGUUACGGUCUCCGUUUAAUGUGUAGUUACCCUUGUGUAGCAGCUUGAGAGGGUCAUGGAAAGGGAUUUUAGCGUACUCCGGGUCCUCCCUACAGCUACUGCGUGAGGCUACUUUGGCUGCAUCUCUGUCUGUCGCCAUCCGUCUCUGGUUGACGCUACCAGUGCGCUGCCCGCAGUCCAUGGUCUGGGUUAGUUAUCACGUCAGAAGCGACGAAUCUGUCGUUCCGAAUAUGAGUGGGGAAGGGAAGCUGCAGCGUUCAAGCUGGAAGGCCGAGGCUAUCCGGCGAGGGGAUUUGAAAAUAAGUGGUCCCAUUCCCAUCACUGAGGAAACGCCUCUCAACGAUGAGGAGGAGAGAGAGUAUGCGGAGAGGCAUAAUAUAGAGUCGGCAGCCCCGAUGCCGGACUCGUCAUCGCAGCAAGCCGAGGCGCAACAGCCACAGCCGCCUCCACCUCAAUCGAGUGUCAAUGAUGAAAGUCUGCAUAUAGCUUCGGAUCAGAUUGAGGAACAGCCGCAAGUACAAGAAAGCCAUCACACCCUUCGGCACAAGCGAUCGUCGUCCGGCAUUCGAGAAACGAGCGAAAUGCAAAGAAACACCCCCGAACCUGUAUCGUACGGCAGCCCAAGCCCGUUCCCCUCAAUUCCUGACACACCUUCGAAAACAACACCUAAGAAGAAGCGGAAAAGCGGCUUAAGGAAUGUAUUCCGCAAAAUGUUUAGCAGGAGGAGCAGGGAAGAACACAGUGAGCAAGAGACAGUUCAUAAACAUGGUUAUCAUCGUAGCGACCCUGGUUUAUUGACACAAUCACCUGAGAACCCGAAAGAGAACGGCCCACGAAUUUCAGAUAUGCCCGUUCGGGAAAUCGAGCCAAUAAAUCCACUGGGCCAGCACUUACCGUUCCCAAUGAACGUCAAUGCGCCACAAGAGACUAGCCCGCCACAUGAGUAUCUCACCUUCCAAGUCCCCCCAAACCUCAAUCGGCGACGAGCCACACUGCCCAGCGUUCUCCUUUCUCAGGCGGAAGCCUCGGCUUUGUCAUCGGCUUGGGGCAAACAGGCGUCAUCGUGGGAUGAGCGGCAGGAUGCAGAGUCAAUACCGUCCCCACUAAUCGGCAUUGCUCUAUCGAGUCCGACGCCUCCAUAUAUGCCGACACAUGUCAAGCGAAGGUCGCGAAGCGCUGGCGCUUUGCGCGAGCUGGCCAAGAACCUUCCGUCGACCGAGCGGAGGCGAAGUGCAGAAAUACGGUAUUGGAGGAGUAGCUACCAAUCCGGCAGCGUGUACAGCACCAACACGCCACGGCCACGUACCGCCCAAACUGUCGAGACUGUGGAAACCAUUCGGACUGCUGACACUCGUGAUACUGCUGCCAAUGCGCCGGAAGAAUCAAUUGCUGAGUCCAGCACUGCCGAUGUCCCUACGAUCGCCCAGCAUGACCAAGAUCUUAGCCAGAUCGAGCUGCCAGUUGAAUCUUUCAAUUUCGGAAAUCUAAGGAGUGAAUUUUCAGACGAUGAGACCCACGACCCGCAACAGUUUAAGCUUCCUCCACGAUCAGAGAAGCGUGUCUCGAUUGAAGAUCGUGUAAAGCACCUGGAGGACAACAUGUGCAAUCUCGAGACGACAGUUCGGAGGCUCUCCGGUCGCAGCAAUCGGCAAACAAUUAUACUGGAAAACGUACCCAAAGGUCGACGAUCACGAAAUCGAAGCACUUCAGCAACCAGCGAGCGCCAGUUCUCUCGCCAAUCGAGCAAGAGCAGUAAUAGGUCCCUAAGCAUCAAACAUGAAGAUUCAGAACCCCCGUCACCGACCCACGUGCCUCUGUCCGUCGUCGACGAAUUUCCGAAUUCGCCUGAUCGGCCUCAGACCAUGAUUGCGCUAGAACCAAGCGCGAUCCCCAGACCGACUACCACUCCUCAUGAUUCCAGCACUACGGAGCAAUUCGCGGCCGUGUACGCAGCGCUCGACAACGAGCGCGCGGCGCGCAGGACGCUUGAGAGGCAGGUUGUCAAUCUCCAGCGCGAAGUCUCGGAUCUACAUGGCCUGGUAAAUAAGUUCGUUUCUACCAGUCCGUCUUAUCCUACUCCAUCCCCUGAUGCUAUUAUAUCCAGUAACGAAGAACGCCUCUCCACACCCCGCGCCUCGGGUCGUCCGACACGUAGCCUUAAGUUCGAGUCUGAUGAGGAAGGUAUACCUUCCACUUCCCGCAAGAUCCGCGAGACGAUCGUUAGCCGGUUUAGUCGUACUGACAGUGAGGGUGGGGGAGAGGUCGCACGAAGUUUGGGGAGUAGUAAAGAGGAUAUCACGAGUCCGGAUGUCUGGGCAACACCGAAAGAAGAGAGUGGGGGAUUCUUCGCUAGAAGUAGAGUCGAUGUUACAGAGAAAGGAGAUGACGACGAUGAAAUGUUUUGAUAUCUGCGUGGUGACAAAACACGAGUAUACUGUUAUUUUGAGAUGUCGUUCAUGUCGAUAUUAACGGUUCAUGAGAUGAGCUAAGUAGCGUACUCCACGCAUGAGCACGUUGUUUUCCUGUCC